AUGAACAACAGCAUCGAAUACUUGGUGAAGUAUUCAGUGGCACCUCCGCCCAGCAGGGACUACUACGGUCUUAAAAUUCUCCAAGACGAGGUGAUUCUGUAUUUGUGGAAAGUAUCCCACGGCCCGCAUAAAACGCCGAUCGUACGUCGCGUCAGAUUCACCGAAUUCAGUUGGGAAAGAUCAUUGCAAGACGAAAUCCGCCACGGAUUUGGUGAACAUGUGUUGAUUCACGUCAGAAAUAUCGCUGAAGGGAACAGGAAUACCCUUUUGACUUUGCCGAAAUCUUUAAUCGGGGAAAUAACAAGAUAUCUGGAAUACAGAGAUAUUAUCAAGUUGUCCCUGUUAUCACGUAUCGCCUAUGAGAUAUUCAAUACAGAUUUGAUUUGGGAGAUUCUCUAUAAAAGGGAUAAAAACGCCAAAAUUGGCGUAGGGGAAAGGAAGGAAGCUGAGGUUUACGGUUGGAAGCAGCUUUAUAGAGACAGACAGAUGGAGACAUUAAUAAGAGAUCAAAGGAAUUUCGGAACAUUAUUAUCAACCAAACAUGCAAACGACGCGAAAACUAUCAAACCAUCGCUGCGAACCACCAACACGUUGAAGCCGAUCUCAAAGACGGUCUCGACUGUCAACAUCGUAAUGAAGCAACGCUCGGAAUUUCCAGACGCAGAUCUGACAACCACUUCACUUUCCAAAACGUCGUCCGACACUCGAUUUCGUGGUCCAAACAUGAAGACGGAGAAGGAGAAGUCAUUUCCGCCAAGGAAAAACUCAAAAAACUUGAAUUCUGGAUUCAACGUAAAUGCGAAGAGCGUUAAAAGAGAAGACAUUGUCGCGCGUAAAAUAACGGUGAAAGGAGAAACCAGAAGAGUCUUUAAAUAUGACGAGGGAUUUGACAAAGAAUCGGAGAAGCCGGAAAAAUAUGUCGAUAAGAGCAACAAGGUCAAGGCAACUUCUCAAGAAGGUAAAACAAAAUACGUAACUUCCAGAGCGUCAUCGGUAUCCAAGAACAUUGUGGGAAACGCCAGGUCCUCCUCGGAUUUAGUACGAGGCUUGCAGUGUAUGCCUCGAUCGAAAACGAAGGCCGAGCCUAAGAAGACGGCCGUGACCAGUUAUGAAAUAUUCAACAAUGACGCAGCGUUCUCCAACAACCCUGUCGUCGCUAGGGACAACAGUUUCGAUCUGGCUGAUCUGAUCGAAGCGAGCUUGAAGAACAUUCGAAGUCCGCGAAGCAUAUUUAAUUACGACUUCAGCUGCAUGCAGCGAACAGAUGUGACGGGGGACGCUCCGAAAGUUAGACACGAGCUUCUGGACCUUGACAAGUCGAAACAACUGAAAUCUGUGCGAAGCAACGUCCUGCCGAAUUAUUUCCCCGGCAGAAUGGCUCAAGGGAGCGGAAUUCUCGAGAAGCUUUCGGAGAAAUCCGAAUCGCACAGCGAAACAUCCACCGAGUCUAUCGUGAAAGAUGCAAGAAUCAUUCCAGAGAAAAGUAAUGAACUGUUAUCCAAGAAAUGUGCAAAAUCCCGAGUGGAGCUCGUGAAAUCUUUAAAUGAGAGAAAAAGCGAACCAAUGUUCUGUAAGGAUCGAGGAGAUCCGCGAGCAAACUUUCGAAGUAAAUAUUUCAACCCCAAAAAGAUCAGCGAUGUUGAUGAAAAGUUUCCUUUUGUUAAAAGAUCAUUAAGAACUUCCAGCUUGCUGAAAGCGCACGCUUCGAACAGUUCGAAAAGCGAAAAUUCCUAUAAAAAGUGUUGAGUUUGUUCCAUAAGAUCGAGUAAGAUUUUCAAAGUCAAGGAUAUUGGAGAGAUCAAUUAAUAAAAUAACAAUAUGACAUAGAGGAAUAU
Molecule: messenger RNA, 1835 nt
Organism: Dinoponera quadriceps
Lineage: Eukaryota; Metazoa; Arthropoda; Insecta; Hymenoptera; Formicidae
Exons: 5
Coding region: 1-1746 (581 amino acids)
Molecular function (GO): protein binding
Source: RefSeq, a predicted model, not a curated record